AUGCACAAGAUAUCCACCACUACUACUGUCGCCAUAAAGCUCAUCUCUAGUACAACAAACGACUUAGGAGAAAAAGGGUUCAUUGCAGAAGUUCAAAUGCUUAGCAAAUGUAAGCAUCCAAACAUAGUAUCUCUUAUUGGCUUUUGUGAUGAAGGACCUCAAAAGAUCCUUAUCUACGAGUAUGUUCCUAACGGAAGCCUUGAUGGUUAUUUGGAGCGCUCUUAUAGAAUGACUAGUCUUACUUGGGGUCGUCGUAUACAAAUAUGUCUUGAUAUCGCAUGUGGAUUGGACUAUUUGCAUUCUGGUUUGAAUGGCAAUGAAAUAAUUAUACACCGUGAUAUAAAGAGCGCUAACAUUUUACUAGACGAUAACUUUAGGGCGAAGAUUGCUGACUUUGGGCUUUCUAGAUUAAACAUUAUAAAUUCAAAAAAUAGCACCAUCAAUACUGUUAACCUUGCAGGCACAGAAUUCAAUGAUAAAAGUUACAACACCGUUAAUGAGAAGGGACUUCCAUCUUUAGCACGCCGACUCUUCAGGGAAGGAAAAUCAAAGGAAAUUGUCGAUCCUAGUAUAAAGGACACAGAUGGAAGUGUUUUUUCACAAAGCAGAGUUGCUGAUCAACAUUCUUUGGACACAUUUCUAGAUAUCGCUAAUCAAUGUUUGGCAGAAACUCAAGAUGAGCGUCCAACAAUUAAAGAGGUCAUCGAAGAACUUGAAAAGGCGUUAAACUUUCAAAAAAACAACCCGGGCAACCUCCAAGUUUUGCUUGAAGACAUAAAUGUGGCCACACAAAGCUUCAGUGAUUACAAUUGCAUUGGAGAAGGAAAAUACUGGAAGCUUUAUAAAGGAGAAGUUCUCCAAGCUAUGUCUAAUGCUAAAGGAUGUACGGCCGUCGUUGCAAAGCGAUGGAACAAGUCUGGUCAAGGAAAUCAGCUCUUUUCUAGAGAGCUUGAAUUUGUUUUCAAGAAUAAACAUGAGAAUGUCACCAACCUGGUCGGUUAUUGUACUGAAAUGGAAGAAAAUAUUAUUGUUUAUGAGCAUUCAUCAAAAGGAAGUCUUGAUAUGCAUUUGAAAGACAUUAGUCUUACGUGGAUGGAACGCCUCAAGAUUUGCAUCGAUGUUGCAAGAGGAUUGGAAUUUCUUCACAGUUGUGGUGGACCAGAAGAGACGGUGAUGAUGCACGGAGACAUCAAAAGUGGUAGCAUUCUAAUAGAUGGUGACCGCAAGGCUAAAGUUUCUAAUUUGGAGCUCAUUUUAUUAGAACAAUCCAAUUUGGAGUGGUCCCCGCUAACCGUUACAUUUAGACAAAAUACGGAAUCUGAUGAUAUAUCAAGACUAGGUGAACUCUUACUUGAGGUGUUGUCCGGGAGAUUGACAUCGGAAGAUCCAUCUAAGCUUUUAGUUCCUUUGCCUAUGAAGUGGAAUGUGACGGCACACGAACUUGAUGAGGUGGUGUUUGAGGGUAUAAAGGACCAAAUCGAUCCUUUUUCAUUGAUUGCAUUCACUCGUGCUGUCGGUUUGUGCUUUCAGAAAAUUAAGUCAAUAGGUAGCUUGGUAAAACAAAUCGAGGAGGCACUGGAAUAUCAAGCACAUUUCAUAAGUCAUAUAGCUGAGAUUUCAUUAAAGAAAAAUAUUGUAGUGUGA
This is a messenger RNA of Erigeron canadensis, 1644 nucleotides long. Its product is annotated as receptor-like protein kinase HERK 1. Bases 1 to 1644 code for a protein of 547 amino acids. Gene Ontology annotation, cellular component: plasmodesma; plasma membrane. Gene Ontology annotation, biological process: protein autophosphorylation. The record is from RefSeq and is a predicted model, not a curated record. The transcript has 4 exons. Gene Ontology annotation, molecular function: transmembrane receptor protein tyrosine kinase activity; ATP binding. NCBI's taxonomy places the organism in Eukaryota, Viridiplantae, Streptophyta, Magnoliopsida, Asterales, Asteraceae.